AUGAGUGGCACGCCUCCGCCUCAUGGUCAAUUUUUACAUUCCCUCCCCAAACGUCGAGGUUAUAGAUUGUUGUUCCUAGCAUUUACGUUUAUUAGUGUUUUGUAUUUUUCACUCUACAUAUCCCAUCUAGAUCUGCCCAAGUCUGUUUAUCACCGACCAAAGAAGACGAAUUCACAAGAUAUAGAGAACACAAAUCCACGCAAGGUAUCAUUUGAAGAAUCAGUCAAAAGAAAAUUUAACCAGAUUGCAUUUAAUCCCGAAAGGUUUUAUGUGGCAUUUACCGAGGAUAUAGAAGCGCAGAUUCAAUUUGACUUUACUCAUUUCAGUAAACAAACAGAAGAUAAGCAUAGUUGGAUAAAUCGUGAUACGUUGUUUUACGACCCGAGAUUCACUUUAUCCAUGUACUUGAACGCAUUGAAGUUAGAAUACCAGAGGUUGAAUAACCAAGAUGAGACAAAUGAGAUAAUUUUACCUUUCCAUUGGGCCGACUGGAUUGACUUAACACUAUUGAAUGAUGAAUUGUCAAAACCUUUACACUUAAGAAAGACUUGUAGUUACAUUCAAAGUGUCACAUUUCAUAAUCCCGAUCCAAAGCACUUCUGUUUCAGCAAUUCGGAGUUACUGAAAGAUGAAGUUACACGUUUGGGAUAUAAAUCACUGACUCAGCUACCGGGUUUUAUAAUUCAUGAUCAUUGUAUGCAUCGUGACAAAGCCUUCAACGAUGAUCGAGUCUUGCAAGCAAAGUCACAUGCUAUGACCUAUUUGAAGAAGCCAAUAAGCGUCAUUAUAUUAAAUGGCACUGAAGGUACAUAUGAAUUCACAGUUGAUCAAGAAAGCAAUCAGCGCUUGGUGAGCUCAAACUUAAUUGAACGCUAUAUUACAUCAAAUAAACUCAAGAAUUUGAAGCAAGUUACACUAAAUCAUUUAGAGCUCUGGGAAAACAUCCAAUCAAUUGCUAAACCUACCUAUUUGGACCCAGAUGAUCCAGGAUAUGAAUUAUAUACUAGCAUGAAGUCCAUAAAAGAAGAUCAGACCAACUUGAUACAAUUUCCAUUAAACAAGGACAUGUUUACACAUCCAGAGCCAAUCAAGCAACAAAUAGAAGCGUUAGAUCGAAAACGACUAGAAAAUGGGUUGUCUUUACGUGAACAAGUAUAUUAUCAAAGCAUGGUUGAUUGCGAUAAUUAUCCUGAUCGGUACAACAACCGCGAAUUCAGGUACUUCCGAAUGCCUACCAUUCGAGUUGAAGAUAAAAGAAACCAUGGAAAAGACAAAGGUUGGCACUAUGAUUGGAGGUUCUUUAAUGGGGCUUUAAAUUAUGAAACACCGGGCUGGACCCAACAGGAACAAGAACAUCGAGCAAACAUAAUUUUGGAUAGAUUGUUGAGGUCAUGGUACAGGUUUGCGACACAGAAAGGGUUUGUGAGUUGGAUUUACCAUGGGCCCAUUUUGAGUUGGUACUGGAAUGGGAUGAUGUUUCCUUUUGAUAACGAUAUAGAUAUUCAGAUGCCUAUAUCGGAGGUCAUUCGUCUCGCUAAGUAUUACAACAAUACACUUGUGGUUGAAGAUCCAACUGAAGGAUAUGGAAAAUAUUUGAUUGAUGUGAUACCCUAUGUACACCAUCGACAACUAAGUAAAUCUGAAAAUUAUAUUGAUGCAAGAUUUAUUGAUGUGGAUUCUGGUUUGUAUAUCGAUAUAACUGCUUUGAGCAAGCUGAAAGCCGAAUUACCGGCGGGGCUUUGGGAAACUGGGAUGGGUAAGCUUAAAAAGGACAAAAAGGAUAAAAAUGAUAAGGUUGAGAUAUACAAUGAGAGAAGAAAACAUUUUUAUGAACUUGACGAAUUGAGUCCUUUACGGUAUACCAUGUUGCUGGGAAUUCCUGUUUUCAUUCCACCGAAAAUUAUUUUCAGGAUGCUGUUUGCAUAUAGGGACGGGUUACUGCUGUAUGAAUUCGGUGGGUGGUAUUUCGUAGAUAGAUUAAAUUUAUGGAUUAAAGAACAAUAUUUCAUACCUCUUUUUAAGUUUGAAGAAAUUACAAUGAACGGCAUGGUGGAACUGCAAAAAUUAUUGGACAAGGUUAUGCUGAUGACAGACGAUCAAGUUUUGAGAUUACUAGAGAAUGAUGAGAUCUUGACAGAAUAUUACUUGACUAAGAAUUUGACAGAGUUGCAUUCUCAAGAAAUAAAGUACUUGUUUGAUGAUCGGGGUCGCGACAAUAUAUGGUUAAGCAAAAACCAGGAUUCUGUAAAGAAGUAUAAUGAAUUGACUAAAGAGUUUAAGUUGGGGAAACCUUUGAGAAAGUCAUUAUAUUAUUAUGAAAAUAUCGAAAGAUUAAAACAUAAGGAGAAGUAA
Messenger RNA from Hemisphaericaspora subhashii, 2352 nucleotides. RefSeq lists its product as uncharacterized. The record is from RefSeq and is a predicted model, not a curated record. The transcript has a single exon. Lineage: Eukaryota; Fungi; Ascomycota; Pichiomycetes; Serinales; Debaryomycetaceae. Bases 1 to 2352 code for a protein of 783 amino acids.